GCCCCUUACACCAACGUAAUCAUGCCUAGCCUGUUCGGCAUCAUCUGUUUCCUUGGCAUAGUUGGGAACCUAAUUGUGAUCUAUACCAUCAUCAAGAAGAAGAAGCUGAGAUGCAAGCAGACCGUCCCUGAUAUCUUCAUUUUCAACCUCUCCAUUGUGGACCUCCUCUUCCUGUUGGGAAUGCCUUUCCUUAUCCACCAACUCCUUGGCAAUGGUGCCUGGUAUUUUGGAGCUCCUUUAUGUACAAUCAUCACCGCUCUGGACACCAACAGCCAGAUCACCAGCACCAAUAUCCUGACAGUAAUGACCCUGGACCGUUAUUUGGCAACUGUUUAUCCCCUGAAGUCCACUUAUGUCCGUACUCCAUGUGUGGCAGCCUUGGUUAUUGGCCUGGUGUGGCUCCUUUCCUUCCUGACCAUCAUUCCUGUAUGGAUGUAUGCAGGGCUAAUGCCUUUGGAGGAUGGGACUGUCCGCUGUGCUCUUUUGCUUCCCAACCCCGAGACUGAUAUUUAUUGGUUCACCCUUUACCAGUUCAUGUUAGCUUUUGCUAUUCCAUUGUUCAUCAUCUGUGUGGUCUACUUUAAGAUUCUCCAGCAUAUGGCUACCACCGUAGUGCCCUUACCUCAGAGGAGUCUCCGGGUACGUACCAAGAAGGUCACUAGAAUGGCUGUUGCCAUAUGCUCUGCCUUUUUCAUUUGCUGGGCACCCUUCUAUAUCCUCCAGCUGGUACAUCUUGGAAUAGACAACCCCUCUAUUGCCUUCUUCUACGCCUACAACUUUGCCAUUAGCUUGGGGUACGCCAACAGCUGCCUCAAUCCUUUCCUCUACAUUGCUCUGAGCGAGACCUUCAAGCGUCAGUUCAUGGUGGCCAUCCGUCCAGCCAAGGAGCAGUUUCGAGUGAACAACAAUAACAACAGCACAACAGAAGCCAGUGUGUGCCUGAAGCUUGCACCCGAAUCUACCCAGCAGACUCAGUUUCUGGAAGACUUUUCUCCUCACUCAAUGCCUGUGACUGUUGCUGUUCACUAG
Molecule: messenger RNA, 1029 nt
Organism: Eublepharis macularius
Lineage: Eukaryota; Metazoa; Chordata; Lepidosauria; Squamata; Eublepharidae
Product: melanin-concentrating hormone receptor 1-like
Exons: 1
Coding region: 22-1029 (335 amino acids)
Biological process (GO): neuropeptide signaling pathway
Cellular component (GO): membrane; neuron projection
Molecular function (GO): melanin-concentrating hormone receptor activity; neuropeptide binding
Source: RefSeq, a predicted model, not a curated record